GAUAGACAACCACACACUCUCACACUCACACCUAGGGAAGUACCCGGAGAAAAACUCACAGAACAUUUCAAGAACCCAGUCACUAUAAAAUUUCAGCCACCCAGACCCCGCACACAAAAAACCCAAACAAAAAAAAACCCCAAAAAUUAUUUCUGGCCUAAAACGACGUGAUCUCAUCCUAAUCUUCAAGAACUAGAUGCAUGUCACCAUAACUCUCGACAUUUGAUGUUCACCUGAGAAAACGCGCAAGAGGGAGCUCUUUAUCAACUUUUGACUGACGGGACCGUGUGCAGGAAUACUGGGAGAGAUAAACCCUGCGUGGAUUGCGGUGUUGUGCUCCCUCUCAGCUGCAUGCUGGGUCAUCGAACCAUCGACGCUGGUUCAUAGGAACGCGCCGCCAUACACCGGCCAUGGCGCGGCUGUCGGACUUUAUACAUAUCAUUCUUAGCAUUAUUAUCUUCAGCGGCGUUGUGGGAGAGUAUGCAAACGUGGGAGGCUCCGUAAAGAUAACGGCACACGAGACCUGUCGCGCGGGUGAGAUUUUAAGCCUGAACCGUUUGUCUAAGACAGAUGCCCGUUCACACGAUCAGACCGUCGCAAGACUCAUUAAAGACGCUUGGCAGGCAGAUGAAGUUUACGCAGGGAGGAUCGUUCACAAUUCAACGUCGUCUGUCAUCUUAAACGAUGUCAAUUACAACGACGGUGGACAUUAUGUGUUCACUUGCGGCGAGCGUGAUGUUUCCCAUCCGUUCCACCUUGAAGUUGUGGUGCCCUUUGACAGAACUGUAACCGAGGGCGCAGCGUCCACGCUUCCGUGCCAUGCUUCCACUGUGGGCGAAUCCGUGAAGCGUGUUAGGUGGGAGAAGCACGGAGACCUUGUGCUCGAGCAGGAUCUCUCCUCCCGGGAGGUCAGAUACGGGACGGGAUUUGAGGGAAAGGCAUCAGUCUCACCGGACUGGCACUCGAGGGGGGAUUUGUCGCUGACUUUGAAGGGGGUCUACCCGGCGGAUGAGGGUGAUUAUGUCUGCUACAGCGAACAUGAAGACGGGAAAAGAAGAACGAGGGGAGACCCAGCUACUGUGAGGCUGAGAAUCAACAGAAGCGACAUGAGUCACAUGACCUGCUCACCGACUCCGUGUGAAGCCACGGAGGACAAGCCAUCAGCUGGACACAGCGUCUGUUCCGUCGCCAUUGUGCUGCUUGUGCUCGCGCUUGCCGGAAACAUCGGGUUUAUUUUGUGGCUGAAAGGCUGCAGACGCCGAGGCCAAGGCCCUCCGAGGAGCCCGGCUGCUCGUCAGGUUAAUGGGAGCGCUACGGGGCAUUAACUUCAAUUGGCUUUAAAUUAUAUAAGUUCAAUUAAAUUAACACGAACUAUCUGUUAUUAUAUGGGAACAGUCUCUCCCCUUCAUACCAAAGCCAGUGAGAAGUAAAAAAAAAAAACUAAACCAAAAAAAACCCCAAAACAUUAGAAAAACAAAUGUAGCGUUCAUAAACAGAAAACUUGUGAUUUUAAUAUUAAAAGAAUAUUAUACUGUAUGCAAAUUAUUAAACUAAAGCUGAAUUAUUAUCUUAAAAAUUAGGCCAAAUAAAACAAAAGACAUCAGUUAAAAAUCUCACUGGAAUAACUCCUGAAGAACACAUUUUUACAGGCCUACAUUUUGAUUAACACAAUUUUUUAGGUCGUUUUAUGAGAAACACAAGACUAUGGGGAAAGAGGGAGUAAAUAUUAAUUGUGUCUGAAUAUUUUUGUUAAUAUUACUUUUCCUACAGUGCACAUUGGGAAAGCAUAUUUAACAAACCUCAUGAGAUCUGGUGAAAUGCUGUUAAGUUAACAGCAUUUCAGUGAGGUUAACAGUGUUAACUGUUUUAACAGUGUUAACCUCACUGAUAUUCUGUAUUCAUAUUGCAUAAUUAAUCUUACCAGUUUCCCUAAUGGUCAAUUGUUACCUCACUCUUCUGUGCUUCUUCUUCUUAUGUUACUAUUAUAUAUAUAUAUAUAAUAACAAUACUAUUAUUGUUAUUAUUAUUAUUAUUAAGUACUACUGGUUGUACUAUACCACUUAAUCUGGAAAAUACAGCUUGAUCUUAAUUUUUGGGAAUGUAGAAUCCUCACUAGGAUAUGUUGUCAUAAAGUAGCUUUUCUCGUUCAUUGUUACCCAUGAAACAUGCUAAGUCUUUGACAAUCUCAGGGACAUGAAAGCUCAAGAACAUUUUAACCAUUCCCAAAAAUUAAGAGCAGGAUUUUCUUGAUAUAUAUGUGGCGUUGCACUUUGUAGACGGUGCCUGCCUGCGCGCUGUGCACACAGGGCAAAGUGUCCUUAUCAGAGAUGUAGCAGAUUGUUUACAUUAGGCCACUACGACGAGACAGAGGUGUUUUGUUUGUGAAUUACUGAUUCCAAUCCUUCAAUCUGUUUCGAAUUGUACCUUAGUAUUAUCUUGUUAUAUUUCUGUUUAAACAAUGAAGUGCAAUCACUAAUAAAAACAAACGCUAUUGAAACCACAAUGAAUUCGUGAUUUGAAAAGCAGUUUAUUUGUCUUGGCUCGAAACAUGAAAUGUUUUUUUUCCUCAUCGUUUCACCCUCAGCUGUUGGUCUUUGUUGAAAAUUAUUUAGGCCUCGAACUUCUGAAAUCCACUGGGUUUACUUAAUGCAAAUGCAGGGGAUGUCCGCCUAAAAACAACGCAGACAGCAGCGAAAACGGGUCUCUUAACGGAAGUGAACACCACAGCACUUUCAUAUGCUGCCACAAAAGCAAAGCUAAUCAGGGCGUAAAUUCCGUUGCUUCCUUGACAAGUUGUUUUGUGGACUAUACUUAGCGGCAGGUUACUCUGAGUCUGCUAUAAGCUCUUAUAUACCCCAUCGUGUAAAGUAACAUCUGAGCAUCUUAAUGUUACAGCUGGCCGGAGGUGACUAUUUAGUGAUUCAUUUGUAAUUUGCAGACGUAUUCUCCGGACUCUGACGGAUAA
Messenger RNA from Scatophagus argus, 2965 nucleotides. RefSeq lists its product as uncharacterized. The record is from RefSeq and is a predicted model, not a curated record. The transcript has 2 exons. Lineage: Eukaryota; Metazoa; Chordata; Actinopteri; Scatophagidae. Bases 411 to 1325 code for a protein of 304 amino acids.